GAUCUUUUAACAUUGUCUGUUAGGAAAUAACGGCUCAUUUAUUACGUAAUUUCUAAAAGUAAUUAUAUAGAGCGCCGGUUUUUUAGACAAUUAACGUAAACGAAGCCUUUAGCGUUCAGUCAGGAUGGUGUCUGGAACUCUUUAUACUUAUCCUAAAAGUCACGGUGCUUACAAAGUAUUGAUUGCUGCAGCAUACAGCGGUGCCAGCGUCACAGUAUGUCCAAAUUUUGUAUUUGGCAAAACUAAUGAGGAUAAAGAGUUUCUGGAGAAAUUUCCUCUUGGAAAAGUUCCGGCAUUUGAAGGUAAUGGCAUAUAUCUGAGUGAAACCAAUGCUAUUGCACAAUAUGUUUCAAACGAAGAACUUCUUGGAGGUACAUGUAUUGCAAAUCGAGCUCUUGUGCAAGAAUACAUUGAAUUUGGGGACUGUGAAGUUCUGCCAUCUGCAUGUACAUGGACCUUUCCAACUCUUGGAUUUAAGCAAUACAACAAACAAGAUACUGAUAAAGCCAUGUCUCAAAUCAAAAAGUGUUUAGCAUACCUCAAUGAUAUUCUUUUAACAAGAACUUUUCUAGUUGGUGAGCGUGUAACUCUAGCUGAUAUAUCUCUUGCUGUUAAUCUUCUCACCUUGUAUGUUCAGGUACUCGAGCCUGACUUUAGAGCUCCUUAUGUUAAUGUCAAUAGGUGGUUUUUGACAUGUGUCAAUCAACCUAAUUUUAAAAGUGUUAUUGGUGAUGUUAAGCUCUGUGAAACUAUGGCUACUUUUGAUAACAAAAGGUACCUGGAACUUCAUCCUAAAGAUCAAAAAAAAGUAAAAGAAGUAAAACCUAAAAAAGAAGAAAAACCUAAAAAGGAAGAGAAAUCUAAAAAAGAAGAAAAAACUGAAGAACCAGCACUAGAAGAAGAUUAUGAUACCCCUGCUCCAUCUAAAAAAGUUGAUUACUUUGCUGAUGUCCCUGAAAGCAAGUUUGUUAUGGAUGACUGGAAAAGAAUGUACUCUAAUAACAAAAGUGAUGUUUAUUUGCCUUGGUUUUAUGAAAACUAUGACAAAAAUGCAGCAAGUAUUUGGCAUUGUGAAUAUAUGUAUAAUGAAGAAAAUAAAGUCAAAUUUGUUACAUCAAAUCUUGUCAGUGGUUGGAUGCAACGUCUUGAUGGACCUCUUCGUAAAAGUGCAUUUGGUGUUGUAAUGACUAAUCAUAUUGAGGACAAGAAUUACUAUGCUAUUCAUGGCAUUUGGUUGUUUCGUGGUCAAAAUCUUGCUUUUAAUUUGAAUCCUGAUUGGGGAAGUGAUUCUGAAUAUUACAAAUUUAAAAAACUUGAUCUCGCUGUUGAAGAAGAUAAAAAAUUAUUCGAAAAGUACUUUCACGAUGUGGAAAAUAAUUUAUAUGCAGACUUCCAUUGCUACAAAUAAAUUCGAAUUAAAACUCGAUCAUACCAAUGCACUUUUGUAUCUCUUGAAUAAAAAUAGGCUCGUAAAUUAAA
Molecule: messenger RNA, 1479 nt
Organism: Hydra vulgaris (swiftwater hydra)
Lineage: Eukaryota; Metazoa; Cnidaria; Hydrozoa; Anthoathecata; Hydridae
Product: elongation factor 1-gamma
Biological process (GO): translational elongation
Cellular component (GO): nucleus; cytoplasm
Molecular function (GO): translation elongation factor activity
Source: RefSeq, a predicted model, not a curated record